AUGAAUAUCUUCAGGCUGCUAGGCGAUUUCUCUCACCUGGCGUCGAUCUUCAUCCUUCUUCAGAAGAUGAAGUCCUCCAGCAGCUGUUCUGGAGUCUCCUUCAAAUCACAAUUGCUCUAUUUGCUGGUUUUCGUUACUCGCUACCUAGAUCUCUUCUGGACCUUUACGGACUCUCUGUAUCUCACCACUUUCAAGCUUCUUUUUAUCGGGUCAUCAGGUUAUAUCAUCUAUCUCAUGCUCAACGAUUACAAGCCAACGCACGACCCCAACCUUGACACAUUCAAGGUCCAGUAUCUCCUGGGUAUCAGUGCGAUCCUGGCUCUCCUCUUCCCACACAGAUACAGUUUUUCCGAGAUUCUCUGGACCUUCUCCAUCUGGUUGGAAUCAGUAGCUAUCUUGCCUCAACUGUUUAUGCUGCAGCGGACUGGUGAAGCAGACACAAUUACGACACACUAUUUGUUUGCCCUGGGUGCUUACCGGGCUCUCUACAUUCCCAACUGGAUAUACCGAUACUUCACCGAGGCCUCCUUCCAGCGAUCAUUCCAGCCUGUUCCCAUCCUUGCAGGCAUUAUUCAGACCUUGCUCUACUCGGACUUCUUCUACAUCUAUUACAACAAGGUACUGAAGGGAAAGAAAUUCUCACUGCCUGUUUGA
Molecule: messenger RNA, 654 nt
Organism: Penicillium argentinense
Lineage: Eukaryota; Fungi; Ascomycota; Eurotiomycetes; Eurotiales; Aspergillaceae
Exons: 6
Coding region: 1-654 (217 amino acids)
Biological process (GO): endoplasmic reticulum to Golgi vesicle-mediated transport; protein retention in ER lumen
Cellular component (GO): endoplasmic reticulum; cis-Golgi network; membrane
Molecular function (GO): ER lumen protein retrieval receptor activity
Source: RefSeq, a predicted model, not a curated record